CUGGAUUCAAAGUACCUACCUAGCUUGCAAGAGUCAGCCCGUGCGAGCGCGACCCGAAUCGGAAUACUACUUACUAUCUAUCAGAUCUAGAUAGUGGUGUAUCCGGGGCCGUUGAGUGGGCAAGCACCUACCUGUCUCUAUACGAUCUCCGGCCGUUCUAUUCUUGGUAUUUUUUCUUCCAAAGGCUGUGUUUUGCAUAGGCGACUUGGAAUUGACGCCAGUUGCCUCCUCUUGAUAAUCCACAUCGCGAAAUGGCGUCUGCUUCAGGUGUCACCGCCACGACGACAAAUGAGCAAAAGACGACAGAUCUAACUGCCAACUUCGCUCAACCCAAAAAGUCACCGACGGCUGGUAACCAGCUAUCGAUCGGAUAUGACCACGAGACCUACCUCCAAUUGACGGCGGGGGCGAAUGCGGAAAUCAAGACUCCGAAUCAGAUAUAUAUGGAGGAACGAACUCGUCGUCUACAUCUCCGCGCACAGGACCCUGCCGUCAGUGAUCCUCAAUCCGGACCAAGCCCUACCGACUUCGAGUACGCGUACAAGCACUCAAAGCACAGACCCAGUGAUUCCUCACAUCAGUAUCUAUUUACCAAGCAAUGAAAGAAA
This is a messenger RNA of Paecilomyces variotii, 608 nucleotides long. RefSeq lists its product as hypothetical. NCBI's taxonomy places the organism in Eukaryota, Fungi, Ascomycota, Eurotiomycetes, Eurotiales, Thermoascaceae. The transcript has 3 exons. The record is from RefSeq and is a predicted model, not a curated record. The coding region runs from base 252 to 602 and encodes 116 amino acids.